AGCGCGUUUAUCAAAACUACUUCCUAGUUUGGUUUAUUUACCCUCAAUAAUGGCUGCUGAAGGCGAUUUUUUGGCAAGAUACCGAGCUGUAUCGAAUAAACUGAAAAAACGUUUUCUUCGUAAACCCAAUGUUGCUGAAGCAAGUGAGCAGUUUGGUCAGUUGGCUAAGGAGCUGAAGCAGCAGGACUGCUUACAGUAUGCUGCCUUUUGCAACCUGGCCAUGGCUCGGUGUGAGCAGACUCUGUUUAAUGCACCCGGAGAGGCUCUAGCGCUAACAGAUGCCGCCCGCCUCUUCCUCACUUCAGAGAAGGAGAACAGGGCUCUGCAGGCACCAGGUUUUGAUGAACACCUCCAGGCUGCACUCAAUUGCUACAGCUUUGCUAUUAAGGUGUACAUAGAAAUGAACCAGCCUGUGAUGGCUGCCAGUCUGUGUCUCGAACUGGGAAAUGCAUUGAAGGAAAUGAACAGACCGGGGGAGGCUGUUGUUCACUACCAGAGGGCGGCAGAGUUGCAGUCUCAAACGCCCAUUGAGGCCCUGUUGUCAAUGGGAGAAAUGGCCACUUGUAAAAUACUCACACGCGACUAUGACGGUGCAUUAUCAGUGUUCACAGAAAUGCAGCUCAUCUGUCAAGAGAGAGGACUCCAGCUUCCAGGCAGCAGCACUCCUGUUGGGGCUUUUCUGGACAUUGUGGCCAAAUGUGAGAUUUCAAGGGUUUUACUGCUUAUGUUGCUUGAGCCUCCGCCUCAGAAACUGCUCCCUGAACACGCACAAACCCUGGAGCGAUAUGCAUGGGAGUCCUUCGACCCACACAGCCAAGUGACCUUCCUGCCUGAAAAUGUUUUCCUGCUCCUCCAAUCAGUGGUGAUGGCUUGUCAGGAAAAAGACACAGAGUCUCUUAAGUCUCUUCAAACAGACCUCUGGCCAUUUUUAACAGCUGAGCAGAAUCACCUCCUCCAUCUAGUGGUACAAGAGCGCAUUGCACCGUCUGGACAAGGCAUUUAGGCUCCUCUGAUUUUACCGACUUCCUCUGGGAACCAUUCUUUAUAUAAUGGAACAUUCCUGUUUCUGGCUGGGUCUGUUGUAAGGCCUGAUGUUUUUGUCGUCUUAUUGUUGAAGAAGGAGAAAUGGCGUACUUUGAGUAGUUGAGGACAAACUUAAAAAUAUUUGAUUUAACAGAAGCUUAAUUGCACAAAUAGCCAAGCAUUUUGUAAAAAGUAUUUAUUUAUUUGCAUUUGUUAAUUAGAACAAAUAAGAGCUUUGUUCAUGGCAUGUUUUGUUCAUAACUGAUAUGGCUUAAACUCCAUUGUAACACACAAAACUGUCUAUAGCUGUAAAUUGGCACACCACCUCCCUGGUUUACUGUUAGUUCACUGUAUGUACUAUUGCUCAUAUAUUUUGUAUAGCAGCCAAUACAGACAUAAAAAGACAUGGUUAAAUCACUCAGUACAAAAACAAAUACUAUGGUUACAUUGUACAUAGACAAGUGAAUACACUAUACUUCAGUAAAAUAAGGAAUAAGAAUAAAACAAAAAAUAAAACUUACUACAUACUAAAAGUAACGGCUUUUCUCCUGGUUGUUCAAGUACUGCAUGAAUGUAGUUGUGCCAACACACUGCUCACUGUUUACUGGAAGCACAAGGGGCACCUUUGGGGCCCACUACAUGAUUACAGUCAACAUCACAUAUUUAAUGUGUUUUGAUGACUUCAUGCUAUCUCUUAGGCCUAUAUUCAGCCACAAAUGCUUUUUUUUUUCAAUCACAGCAGUUUUCUUAUUUUCUCCUAUUUAAAAACACAUCAUGUUGGCCCUUCAUGUUAGGUUGCAGCUCAAUUUGCUUCUAAAUAACUGUUACUUUAUAGCUGCAAAUGGCAAUUCAUAUACUUGACAACAUUACAUUACCAUACUUUUUGAAUAAAAAACAAAAUUAGAAUUUUCCCAAAGUAUACAAUUUGAGCAACUCCUUUUAUUCACUCACUCUUUUUCCUUAAGACGAAGUAGGUGAUUGCUAAAAGAAUGGUGAAAACAAAGGAGAUCCAGGCCAGCACGUAGGAGUGGCCGUAGCUUCCCUCUGUCUCGGUGGUGUGAAACUCAGCCGUGUAGAUCGAGGCUGCUAUCAUUAUGCAAAGGCCUGAGGAGACAAGAGAAUACUGUUACACACACCCAGGCAUCUAAGGAGUCAUUAUUGUUUUAACUCAAGGCUAUGGCUCACCACACAACGGAAUAUAGAGCAGAGACGCUUGGGCUAUUAUUAUGACAAAUGACAGCUUCAUCGCACUCAUUUUCAACUGAUAUCCACUUAUGACAAUGAGGCUCUCUGUAACUGCACAUGUGCGAUCUAAGCACCAUACAUAAUCUUUUUACUCUGCACCAUGGCAACUUACUUCCAUCACAAUGCAUGUCUUAAAUGCUUUACAUAAUGUCCAGUAUCCUUAGCAACCAUUUAAUAGUUUUAAAGUUUAUAUUAUGUUUAUAACUGAUGAGUAUGUUUGUUGGCAUCUAAAAGACGAGUGGAUUCGAUCAUAUCUCACUCCCUUGUUAAAGUGGUUCUAUAAAGACAAGUAAAACUACAUUUCAUUGCCCCAGAUUACUUACAGGAGAUUGCCUGCAGAAUACCAGUGAAGGUGAACCUCUGGCCUUUGGGAAGAGUGAAAAGCUGAGCAACAAACACAAACAAAGCCAGAAUGGCGAAGAUGCAGGCAAGCACCGAAGUGGCCUGGAUGGUCUGAAGAUACUCUGAAAAAGUAAAUUUAACAUAACAUAAGCUCUUUACAAAUCAGAAGCUAAACCAGUCGUGAUUACAUCUGACAUACUUCUGCACCAGGUGCCAAAACAAAAAGGAAACCUCUCAUCGAGUAACAACAUUGAAAUAGUUAGAAUAACUUACCUUCUGGGUAGUUCUUCAGGUUGGUGUAAUGCCAGUCAGAGUUUGUCAUCUCCCACUGGCCCCAAAGGUCAGUGGUGACCUUAUCAGUGACCCACCAGGCCUGCACACAAGGACAUAUUGCAGACUUAAUAGAGCUGCUGUACAUGGGACGUGAACAUACUAGACACAUUUACAGUACUUUUACUAUGCCAUAAAUAAACUAUUACUGUGUACAGCUGAAA
This is a messenger RNA of Boleophthalmus pectinirostris (great blue-spotted mudskipper), 3104 nucleotides long. It is a transcript of the gene f8a, whose product is annotated as coagulation factor VIII associated. Gene Ontology annotation, cellular component: early endosome. Bases 50 to 1003 code for a protein of 317 amino acids. The record is from RefSeq and is a predicted model, not a curated record. The transcript has 12 exons. Gene Ontology annotation, biological process: vesicle cytoskeletal trafficking. Gene Ontology annotation, molecular function: protein binding. Lineage: Eukaryota; Metazoa; Chordata; Actinopteri; Gobiiformes; Gobiidae.